Molecule: messenger RNA, 1167 nt
Organism: Andrographis paniculata
Lineage: Eukaryota; Viridiplantae; Streptophyta; Magnoliopsida; Lamiales; Acanthaceae
Product: hypersensitive-induced response protein 2-like
Exons: 5
Coding region: 60-911 (283 amino acids)
Source: RefSeq, a predicted model, not a curated record
CUUUCUCUAUAACAUAGAAUGGUUAUUGUUUCAAGUUUUUUUGUAUAUAGGCUGUAAAAAUGGGGCAAGUUUUUGGCUGUGUUAAAGUGAGAGAAUCAACGGUCGCUGUGAAGGAACAGUGGGGGAAGUUCAACGAGGUGCUCGAGCCCGGCUGCCAUUGUAUGCCGUGGUGUAUAGGGUACAGCAAGGCUGGCUUGUUGUCGUUGCGAGUGCAGCAGGUUGAGGUUCGUUGCGAGACAAAAACUAAGGAUAAUGUGUUUGUUAUGGUUGUUGCUUCGGUGCAAUACCGAGCGAUGGCAGAGAAGGCGCCGGAUGCGUUUUAUAAGCUAACAAAUGCAAAAGCACAAAUACAAGCUUAUGUUUUCGAUGUGAUAAGGGCGACUGUGCCGAGGCUGGAUUUGGAUUCAGCCUUCGAGCAGAAGCAUGAUGUUGCGAAAUCUGUGGAGAGCCAACUCGAUAAGGCCAUGUCGACCUACGGGUUUCAGAUUGUGCAGACACUGAUUGUCGACAUCGAACCGGAUGUUCAAGUUAAAAAAGCCAUGAAUCAGAUAAAUGCAGCCAGCCGACUGAGGGUGGCCGCGAGCGACAAGGCAGAAGCAGAGAAAAUUCUGGAAAUCAAGAAAGCCGAGGGGGAAGCUGAAUCCAAGUACUUGUCGGGCAUGGGAAUCGCUCGACAGAGGCAGGCUAUCUUAGACGGGCUGCGCGAAAGCGUGCUCGCCUUCUCGGGGUCCUUAAGGCCUCGGGAGGUGAUGGACUUAGUUCUCAUGACUCAGUACUUCGACACAAUGAAGGAAAUAGGAGUGCAGUCGAAGUCUUCGGCUGUGUUCAUCCCGCACGGCAUCGGCGCCGUCGAGGACAUCUCGACGCAGGUCAGGGAUGUGCUUCUCCAUGCCAACUACGUCGAGCAUUAGCCAUAGCCAUAUUAUAGCCAUGGCUUGAUGUGUGUGUAAUGUGUAUCAAUCUAUUUAUAUAUAUAUAUGCCUUCUUAAUUUCAUUCAUGAUUAAUUAGAUGUAGUUUUAUUUGGUUUGUGUGCAUCUAACUAGUAUGUUGCCGUUUCUAUUUGUUAUGUUUCUUUUCAUAAUGAUCAAUAUAUUAUGUGUUAAACUAUCAUAUCAAAAUAUUAUUUAAAUUAUUUCAAAUAAAAACUCAUUCUCAGUCUUGGCGAC